Messenger RNA from Bombyx mori (domestic silkworm), 4984 nucleotides. It is a transcript of the gene Cht2, whose product is annotated as probable chitinase 2. NCBI's taxonomy places the organism in Eukaryota, Metazoa, Arthropoda, Insecta, Lepidoptera, Bombycidae. Gene Ontology annotation, molecular function: chitin binding; chitinase activity. Gene Ontology annotation, biological process: carbohydrate metabolic process; chitin catabolic process. Bases 145 to 1662 code for a protein of 505 amino acids. Gene Ontology annotation, cellular component: extracellular region. The transcript is spliced from 9 exons. The record is from RefSeq and is a predicted model, not a curated record.
CUCAGUCAGUCAAGGAGAAUGUCUCGCGGUCUGACGUAGAUUUCAUACAGUUUGGUCGCCGUGGCGCAACGGCGUGGUUCUAAAUUCAAAAUACAUGUUCCUUCAACAUUUUUAAGUUGAUUUUCUAGUUUGUAUUGAAACAAAAUGGCGGUUGUGUUGUGUUUGUUGUUAAUUUUUGCUUUAAUGGCGCCGAGUUUGGACGGCCAGAUAUUGGGCGGGCCGAUGCAUGGAAAAGCGGUGGUCUGCUACGUCGCGAGCUGGGCAGCCUACAGACCCAACGAUGGGCAGUUCACCCUGGAUAACCUGCAACCAGCGCUCUGCACCCAUUUGGUGUACUCGUUCGCCGGACUCAACGAAACCACAUUCACAAUUAAAAGCUUGGACCCAUGGCAAGAUUUAGAAAAGGAUUACGGCAAGGCCGGCUACAAACGUAUCGUGGCUUUGAAGGAGCGCUACCCUCAUUUGAAGGUGACCAUAGCUAUAGGAGGCUGGAAUGAGGGUUCGGAACGCUAUUCCAAAAUGGCAUCCAGCCCAGAAACGAGAAAAGCUUUUAUAAACAGCGUCAUGAUUUUUUUGAAUCAGUACAAGUUCGACGGCUUGGACCUUGAUUGGGAGUAUCCGAGCAAGAGGGGCGGAAAGCCAGACGAUAAGGCGAACUAUGUAUCCCUUGUUAAGGAACUCAAAGAAGCUUUCGAGCCCAAAAGCUUGAUACUAACAGCAGCCCUUGGAGCUGGCAAGGAGACGAUGGAGUCAGCUUAUGACCUGAGCAAACUGAGUCGCUAUUUAGAUUUGAUUCAUAUGAUGUGCUACGAUUACCACGGAACCUGGGACGGAGUGGUCGGUCCGAACGCUCCAUUGAGGGGACUGGAUAAUGAAGACGUUCUAAGCGUGGAGUAUACAGUCAAAUACAUGAUCUCUCAAGGCGUGUCACCCUACAAGUUGGUCCUUGGACUCCCAAUGUACGGGCGCACGUUCGUGCUCAAUGACGCUUCAACGAAACGUCUUCAGUUCGGCGUCACUCCCGUGGAGAGUGCAGGAUUCAAAGGACCUUAUACAAGAGAAGCUGGUUUCAUGGGAUACAAUGAGAUCUGCGCAGAGGUUUCGAAUAAAUCAUCGCCGUGGGAGUACCACUGGCACGAGGGGAGCGCCACAGCAUACCUACGUGAUGGAGCCAGAGUCAUCUCCUACGAUGAUCCCAGAGCUAUAGCAGCUAAAGUGAAGUUCGCCGUAGACAAUAACUUAGGCGGUCUCAUGGUCUGGAGUAUAGACACGGACGACUUCAGAGGUCACUGCGGAAUCGACGACAGGACCUUCAAGGACUUCACAGACCGCUACAACAGGAUGGUCAACGAUCCCUUACUUAAGGAGGCUUUGAAAACCUUGAAACUGGGCGACGAGGCCCGGAACCUCCACCGCGGCACGGCCUACUCCCUGACCGACGGCAGGCUGGAGCUCCGCCUGCCCCAGCCCCAGCUCAGCAACUACCAGCUGAUGCAGACAGUCAACGCCGCGACCACCCUCGCCCUCGAGGAGAAGAGGAUCCUCGACGAAAUGUCACGCGUCAACAGAGACAACGAGAUAGUUCAAACUCUGAGCGGAUGCUCCCGACCGGAGCGGAGUCUGGCCUUGGUUAGCUUACUAAUAUAUAAGUUGUUCUUUUGAACUAGAGAAAGAGAGAGAGGGAGAACGGAGAGAUAGAAAGAAGGAAAACUUAGGCACGAAUAAUUGUAAAUACAGACAUGUUCUGACAAAAACCGACUUAGAAAAAAAAAUACUCCAAAACAAAUUAAUAUACACCAAAAACAAUAAUCAUCGAAAUCGGUUGGCGUGAUAUUGAGUUAUUCAUCUAUUUGUCGCGCACGUAAUUAAUGCAAAUUUCAGACUUAUAUAGUUUUCUCAUGGAUACCAUUAUCAGAACUGGACUAAAUUGAAAUGGGCCGACAAUGGGGAAGCGUCAGCUUUCUAAUAAAAAUAGAAUCAUCAAAAUCGAUUCACCCAGUCAAAAGGUAUGAGGUAACAAACAUAAAAAAAAAAACAAUCGAAUCAGUCGAAUUGAGAACCUGCUGUUUUUUUGAAGUCGGUUAAAAGGUAACAUUAGCAUUGUACAAUAGGAGGUAUUGUCGCUAGAAGCGAUCGUUUUCAUUCAGAGGAAUUCUGAAGAAGCAGUCAGAAGUAACAGAUUGUAUGGUAUGGUAUUAAUUAGUCGUUGUAGCAUCUAUGUUGGAUUAACAGAGCGGACACAGAGCCCGGUGAAUACAGUAAGGAACCAAUUUAGUUUUUAUUCGUCAAGAAUGACACAAAAACUGACACAUGAUAUCAGUCAGCUUUUUUAAGCGUUUUUGUGUGUUAUAACUGCUAUAAGGCAAAUAAAUAGACAAACUAUAUCUUUAUUAUAGAUACCUACAUUAAUCCUUGAUUAAAAAAUUUUUUUUUAUGGAUACAUUAAUCCUUCAUUAAAGUUUUUUCGCUUUCAACCGACCAAACAUUCGUGUUAACACCGAAGUCAUUUUAAAUACCAAUAAAUUACCAAGCGACAAUUCAUAUAAAUCACUUAAUUCAGUAAGAGAUCAGCGUAACAAUAUUGACUCGUGAGAGGAUGCGCUCGCAUUGUCACAUUUGAACAUACUUGAUUAAUUUUAAAAUAUGUAGGUAGAAAUAAUAUUUAACUGCAUUUACCUGGUUCCUUUUUGUUUAAACAUAUCGACGCUACAAAUUCACUGCCUAUUAUUUUAUAACUAGAGGUCCCGCAGUAGUCGAAAUUCGACUAUAAUUAAUUGGAAUUGUAAGUUUUUUACACUAUUAUGAUUGUAUUUUAUACUUCUAUAAUCACAAACUUCGGGCUACAUUAUAGAAAAAUAUUAAUAAAGACAAACAAUAUUUAGUCUAUUCUCAAUUUGACCACAGACGUCAAGAACAAAAGUUUGACAAUAAAUAGUAUGCAUGCGUGUGUGCGUCAAAUACAUGGUAUGUAGUUAUGUAGUACUAUGUAGUGUGUGUAAUGUUUUCUUUAUUGAUUUAAUGUAUCUUUUAUGCAUUAUUUUUAAAAAAUAUUAGCAUUGUGCACUUCUUCUCUAUAUUCUCUAUAAGUGUGGAAAAUUUCAUACUCGUCCGUCCGCGCAAUUUUCGUAAAAAGAGAUACAAAGUUUUUGCUUCACGUAUUAAUAUAUAGAUACUCAAAUGAAUUCAAACAUAUUAUUGUUGAAAUUCAAGAUAUUUAAACCUGGAAUCAUAAAGAAGAAAAAAAAUUAUAUAAUAUAGUAUUUACCUAUGAAGUAGCCGUUUUACAAUACAGGUCAUUUGUAACUUAACCCUUUGAAUGCGAACCGUCGAUAGAUCGACUCUCUAUUAAUGAGUACAAAGUGUGGAGCGUCGGAAUACCGACUAUUUGCGCAUUUUGAUUAUGGGUACCGACGUCUAGGGACGUGAACUUUAAAACAAAAUUACUUUCUGUUUAUUAUACGGAGAUUUCAUAGAUAAAUAUUUUCUUAAAUGGAUAUAGGUUAUCUAGGUUUAGACAUUAUUUUUUACUUUUACUAUCGUUACGAGAACUGUUCUCGAAAAACUUCAAAAUUAAAUACUACAAUGACGUACACAGCAAACAAAUAUAUUCGCUAAGAUUAGAAUUAAACAAAAUCAACAAUUGCCACUGUUUAUUUUACUUUCACUCUGAAAACAAAUAUAUUUGCAACCAGUAACUAGCGCAACUAAAGGAAAUCAACAAUUCUCACUGUUUAUUUUAUGUCCACUUUCAAAUUAUUGAUAUAAAAAUGGCCAACAUUAAUAGUGACUAAAUAACAUAUAAAUAUGUAACCGUUUUCUAAGAAUAAAGCAAAGAUGGCUGCGUAACACGGUACUGUGGGGCGUUGACCCCGCACGCUGCCUGAGGACUUUUUGGCGGGAACGCGAGGAGUGAAGUUGUGUGAUUUGUUUUAUUUUGUCUAUUUAGUGUUUCUUCGGGUUUAAAUGUGUAAUAAUGGUGUUUUAUUAACUGUUUAAUAUCUGUGAAAGUGCACAAAUGUGGGAAAAUGAAACAAAGCCGCUGGACGUAACUUCUCGGGAUCCUCCAAAAAGUCCACUGAAAAAUCUUAGUAAAUGACCACCAUUUUACUGAGAUUAUAUUUCAUCCCAUAUCAUAUCAUUUCAUUUAAUUUCAUCCCAGUUGAUUAAUGUCUCAAAUUGAUCAUCUUCAUUUCAUUUCACUCCAUAAUAUCAUUUAUCAUAAAAAUAUGAAUAGAAAUUAAAAUAAGACAUGACUUAAAGGUCUCAGGUACCAGGUCAUAAAAUCCCUUAAAUAAUAGCACGCUGCCUGAUUUACACAAAAAUCAAUUCCACAUUUAAAAAAAUAUAGUAUAGUAACUAAAUAUAGGAUGAUACGUGUGACAGUUGUCAAAUUAAGAUUUCUAGGGUUAAGUUCUGUUCGAAAAAUCGAAUAUCUAAUGAUUCGAAAGAAAAAAAGGAAGGCUUUCCAACCUUCGUGCAUGAUACCUCAUUUAUUAUAGCAAACUAUGAAUGACAUAUAUAACUGAAGAAUUCUACCACACGAUGCUGAUUGAUUUCAAACUAUCUUUCUGAUAAAGACUACAAUUAACAUAUAAUUCAGAAAUAUGAUGACAUCCCAAUUAAAUGCGGACAAAGAUUGAUAUAAUUUUUAGUUCGUUUUCAAACUUUCAUAGAUAUUAUUUUCCUAAACUUUAUACAUUAGGCGGACAGCGGACAACGCCUUUGCUUUCGAUUAGGGCUGUGACCCGUCAACUUAGUAAUGCCAAACUAUUGAAUAGUAGCUUGUCAACUAAACAUUGUUUUCCGAUUAUAUUAUUAAAAAAAUACAAUAAAAUACUCAAUUAUACAUCUCUAUUACGUUUAAGACGUGUUUUUUUUUUUGUAAAUGAACCUAAAAAUACUGAAAAUAUAAAUACUCAUUUUUUUUUGUUUGUAUCACCUUAUAUUUUAUGUACUUUAGCGAAUAAACAAAAGCAUUGUAUUA